UUCUGGAACCGAAUGCCACCUCAGACUGCGCCAAAAGACGCCGACAUCGCCACCACCACCGACAACGCGGCCGCCACAGCCAUCUUCACACGUAGCACAGCGGCGAGGGGGGGACACACACACAGAGAACACCAGCAACCACAGACGAAGCCAAAGAACAAAACUCGGUAAAGAACACGUUAUUUCCAGCAACCUCGCCAAGUCUGCGCAAGGUAUCGGCAAGAAUCUUUGCAGGGAAGCGACACCAUCUGGAAUCCGAGGCCCCGCAUAAAACCGCAGUCCCGUCACCACUGUCACCUUCCCCCCAACUCUCCUCCCGGUCACAACAUUAACUACAGUCUACCACCAUGCUGUCGUCCUGUUGUUGGUGCUUGAUCCUGGUGGCGAUGGUCGCUGGAGCCCCCGUACAAGAAGAAAAAGUGAGAGACGCAAAAACUGCUGAGGUGCAAAAUCAGGAGAAAGAACUGAAGUCCCUGCUGCACCUAGCAGAUGAGCAGGAAAAACACAAAGAUGUUUCGGUGCACGAAGAACACGUGCAGCAUUUGCAUGACGUCAACGGCCUGGUGACAAAAGAAGAGGAGACACGGAAGACAGUGACAGAUGUGAAGACCGGCAAGCUGCUGUCUGACGUUAAACAGGAAGUGAAGUCAGAGGAAGUCGCUGCGGCUGGAGCGUCGCCCAAGGUGGAGGUCAAGACGGAGGUGGACGUGCCGGCAGAGGGCGUUCAUGAAACGCUCGUCCAGUUGGAGGACGGGGCUGGCGUUGCAGACAAGGAGGACGAGGCAGAAGAAUUCAGCCCCGAGGUUGUGGCCGAGUACCUGUACCAGACUGGAGACUUUGACAGGUUCUACACCACCCUGGCUCAACUUGUCAACAACUCUGUGAUGACGGAAGCUGAGGCAGUCAACUUCGCUGAACUCGUCGCACAGUACUACAGGCAACGAGUGGAAGAAUAUGAAAACAAUAUCCUGGUUCAGAGGCGUGCCCAGAGUCAGCCUUUGCCUGACCUCUACCCCAUGACCUUAGAUGCACGCGAACCUUACCCUCUUGGCCUCGAGAACGACGACCGUUACCUUCUGUCCCUGGACAACUCCGACUCCUACGGCGUGGCACCGCAGGACCUGCCCACCGACACCGAGGUCGAUGCCAACGCAUACGACAUCCUGGGAGAGCUUUUGCGGGAGGCUUUUGUUGGUGGUGACGAACGUGCCCAGGCCAUCGUGCAGGAGCUGUACAACCAGGCCGAGAAUCGACGACGACGCAGGCUCAGAGCUGCGCUCCAUGCUGGUUGAGCUGGCAGCAAGUGGACUCCAGAACCCCGGCGACUGGGAGCCUUACAGCAACAUCAUGGGACCCGCCGCACAGUCCGAUGCAGACAAGAAUGUGGCAGCCAACAAUCAACUGCCGGUGAAGGAGGGCGACAAGUCUCAAGAGCAGGGAGAAGCUCACGCUGAAGCCAAGCCAUCCACAGGCCAAGCAUCACCCAGCGAAGCUGCUGCCGCACCCGGUGACAGCCACCCGGCAGCGAACGCGGAGCCAAAGAGCGAAGCAGGAGCGAAAGACGGAGCCAAGGAUGACAAGACUGUGCAGAAACGAGCCCCUGAAACCGUGUAAAUAAACUCCGGAAGCCGACGAAGCCGGGACAGUUAUUCAUACGCCGAGUAUCUUUUUCGGGGGGGCUUAUGUUUCUACCUUACCAUCAGUGAAACUGUCUUGUGUCAUAACCACACUUUCACCUUCAUGACGUCAUACUCAACGUAGGAAGUUAGGGGAGAAGAUGGCCACGUGACACCUUUCGUGACGUAAGAAGGGGGCUGGGGGCUCUGGCACACACGAAGACCUCCCUGGAGAGAGACAGAGACAGUUGGAGCGAGCCGUGUGCAGCAACAUGGACAAUGGGCAAUAACAUUGAGAGAGAUUUCGGUGCGUUCAGUUAUGUGUGCGUGCAUGGGUGAGUGCGUGGGAUGUUUAUAUUUGUUCAUGUUUUGCUGUGCGUGCACACUCUAGUGCGUUCCACACGGCUGGCGGUGGGGGAAGGGAGGAAGGGAGGAAGGGAGGAAGGGACGGCACUGAUUAUAUUUUCUGGGAAACAACAUGAUAAUAAGACUAGCCCAACCCAACCCUCACUUCCAUCAAAUACGCACAUAUUUCAGCACGCGCACUCGCGUGCAGUCAGCGUGCACAAAACACAUCCUUAUCUGUUUCUAAAAAUAGAAGCAACCGGAACCUUCUCCGUUACCUGUUAAUCAGUGAUGAAACUCGUUUGUGGUCGUAAUUAGCGGAUCAAUAUGCAUACAUGUUGGCUUCACACCCGGCAUGGGGAAAGCUUGUCAAGCGAUAUCGAGCGGAAGAUGUCGGGGAUACAAAAGCGAAAUGCGUCCUUUGCUGUGUUUUUUGUCAAAGAAACUAUAAUCCAACUUUUUACAACAACACCGGCGACUGCAAUCACCUGCCAGACCCUGAAGUAGGACGUCAGCUUCCUGAUUUUUUGAAAACAUUCAAGCGGAACUAGAUGGUCGACCUCGUGCCAGAGCCCCAAAAGGUGUUUCUGGGACAGUAGUGACUUCUGACGCCAAGCAAGCGGAAGUUGCCACGCAUGACGUCAGCAAGAAGCGGUUUGCUAGGACUGUUUGUUUACUAGAUAGUUGAACUUCGAUGAAUAUGUUUUCAUGUACAGGGAGCGCUUGUAUCACGCAAAGCUCAACUAACGCUCUAAGUGUAAGUGUGAGAGUACAAUGGUUAUAGGAAUACGGCAAAAACAAACAAAAAUAACCACAUUAUGUUCAAAUCUUUGCUGAUAUGAAAAAUAUUAUUAGGUGGCAUGAUGCAUUUCUAUGGAGACAUGUCCUCAGCAGAAUUUUUUAUGGCCAGGACUGCGAGGCAAUAAGAAAGAUUUGAUUUCAUUAAUUAAAUUCAGGAACUGCUACUUCAGUGUCUCGAAGAGCUAAAACGUAGGUCACAAGGUCAAGAUAAGCUUUUAAUAUAUCACAACGGAACGGAUCACGUACGUCAGCAUAUGUAAAUAGCUUUUAGUACGAAAUGCAGAUAAUGUGUCUUGCCAGCGAGCCAGUCUUUGUCUCGAUCUUUAAACUUUCUACAUCAGACUUCUGAACUCAAGGACUUCGUGUAUGUGCAACAAGCAACAACAGUACAGUUAAGCCGAAAACUAAAAGCUUUACUCGCAUCUACCUGCAUAUGUUCAAAAGACUUUGCCGAUGGAUUUGAAAACUGAUCCCAAAAGUUUUAGCUUCAAGUCUUGUUGCCUUCAGUCAGAGAAUCAAAGAAGAGGUGGAAAGGUGUUCUUCUCAGUCUGGUCCACACCAGAACCUUUCUGAUCAACAAUAAUCGCGCUUGUCCGGCGUUUCUUGUCAAUGUGUAUUCAGAUACAAUAAAAGCCAGCGAACUCCAA
This is a messenger RNA of Pomacea canaliculata, 3409 nucleotides long. RefSeq lists its product as uncharacterized. The transcript has 11 exons. The record is from RefSeq and is a predicted model, not a curated record. NCBI's taxonomy places the organism in Eukaryota, Metazoa, Mollusca, Gastropoda, Architaenioglossa, Ampullariidae. Bases 348 to 1292 code for a protein of 314 amino acids.